AUGGCCGUUGUGCCGCCUCCGACCUCCUCUGCCCCCUCCCGCAAGCCGCCUCCCUCCGCCCUUAUAUACUCCGCCCGGCCCCGACCCCUCUCUCUCCUCGCGCCGCCGCCCACCCAUCUCACCGCGCCGCCGACUUCGCCGCCGCCACUGCCCCGCACUCCACGGCCGCCGCCGACCGCCGCCGGCGCCACCAGUGCACCCGCCGCUCCGCGCCACCCCUCCCCAGCUAUUCCGUCGUCGCCGCCGACGCCCGUAGCCGCCUCCCCGCUCGCAGCCGAGCUGCUCGCCGCCGUGCCGCCUCGCCGUCGACCACCGCCGCCGUCGUGGUAA
Molecule: messenger RNA, 330 nt
Organism: Aegilops tauschii subsp. strangulata
Lineage: Eukaryota; Viridiplantae; Streptophyta; Magnoliopsida; Poales; Poaceae
Source: RefSeq, a predicted model, not a curated record